Molecule: messenger RNA, 2583 nt
Organism: Cynara cardunculus var. scolymus (artichoke)
Lineage: Eukaryota; Viridiplantae; Streptophyta; Magnoliopsida; Asterales; Asteraceae
Product: pentatricopeptide repeat-containing protein At4g02750
Exons: 2
Coding region: 37-2322 (761 amino acids)
Biological process (GO): RNA modification
Molecular function (GO): RNA binding; zinc ion binding; protein binding
Source: RefSeq, a predicted model, not a curated record
AGCCUCGCAACCAGUUCUGGUGCAAGCUGCCACUCAAUGCACUUGAGACUGCUACACAGCAGCUGUAUACGACCGUUGAAGAAACAACAAUUUAGGCGUAAUUUCCAUAACCUCAAACCUAAACGUUCUCCACCCGCAAUAGCACCGAUUGUUUCGGACUCGACCAUAGUGCAAUGGAACACAACCAUCACCAACUACAUGCGCAGUGGCCAGUGCGAUUCAGCUCUACGUAUGUUCGAAAAGAUGUCCCAACGGACUUCUGUUUCGUGGAACGCGAUGAUAUCUGGGUACUUGAUGAACAACAGGUUCGAUCUUGCUCGCCAGAUGUUCGAAAAAAUGCCCGAAAGAGAUUUAGUUUCCUGGAAUGUGAUGAUUACCGGGUGUGUUCGAAAUGGGAAUCUGGGUAUGGCGAGGAAAUUGUUUGAUCAAAUGCCAGAGAGAGAUGCAGUUUCUUGGAAUGCUAUGUUGUCUGGUUAUGCUCAAAACGGAUAUGUUGAAGAAGCAAGGAUAAUUUUUGAUAGGAUGCCAAACAAGAAUUCUAUCUCGUGGAAUGGUAUACUUGCAGCAUACGUGCAAAAUGGGAGGAUAGACGAUGCACGUAAAUUGUUUGAAUCGAAUUCAGCUUGGGAUGUGAUUUCUUGGAACUGUUUGAUGGGUGGGUAUGUAAGGAAGAAGAAAUUAGUUGAUGCAAGGUGGCUGUUCGAUAGAAUACCAGUACGUGAUGAAGUCUCUUGGAACACAAUGAUUUCUGGUUAUGCCCAGAACGGGCAAUUGCCCGAAGCACAGAAGUUAUUUGAUGAGUCUCCAGUUAGAGAUGUGUAUACAUGGACAGCUAUGGUAUCUGGUUAUGUGCAGAACGGGAUGCUGGAUGAAGCUAGAAGAGUUUUUGAUGAAAUGCCUGUAAAGAAUCCUGUUUCGUGGAAUGCCAUAAUUGCAGGUUAUAUGCAGUGUAAGAAUAUUGAUGUGGCAAAGGAGUUGUUUGAUGCAAUGCCUUGUAAAAAUGUGAGUUCUUGGAAUACCAUGAUUACUGGGUUUGCACAGAGUAGUCUCAUUGAUCUUGCUAGGGAUUUAUUCGAUAAGAUGCCCAGGCGUGAUUGCAUCUCAUGGGGUGCAAUUAUUGCAGGAUAUGCUCAUCUGGGCCAUAAUGAAGAAGCUUUGCGUUUGUUUGUAGAGAUGAAGAGGGAUGGAGAGAAGGCAAAUAGGUCCAUUUUUUCCUGUAUUUUGAGCACAUGUGCUGAGAUCACUUCAUUAGAAUUGGGUAACCAAUUGCAUGCACAGCUCUUUAAGGUAGGGCUUGGAUCUGGGUGGUAUGUGGGCAAUGCAUUAUUGGCAAUGUAUUGCAAGUGCGGAAACAUAGAUCAAGCUUACAUUAUAUUUGAAGAAAUUGCUGAUAAGGACAUAGUCUCAUGGAACACAAUAAUUGCUGGAUAUGCAAGACAUGGCUUUGGCAAAGAGGCCCUAAGAAUUUUUGAGUCAAUGAAGAGAAGUGGAGUCAAACCAGAUGAAGUUACCAUGGUAGGUGUGCUGUCUGCAUGUAGUCAUAGUGGGUUGGUGGAUACAGGCACAGAGUACUUUUACACGAUGGAUCGUGAUUAUGGAAUAACCGCAAAUUCUAAGCACUAUACAUGCAUGAUUGAUCUCCUUGGUCGAGCAGGGCGCCUAGAUGAUGCCCAGAAUCUGAUGAAGAAUAUGCCCUUUGAACCAGAUGCUGCUACAUGGGGUGCCCUACUUGGUGCCAGCAGAAUUUAUGGCAAUACAGAAUUAGGGGAAAAAGCUGCAGAGAUGGUUUUCCAGAUGGAGCCUAACAAUGCCGGAAUGUAUAUCCUGCUAUCAAAUUUGUAUGCAGCUUCAGGUAGAUGGGCUGAUGUUGGUACAAUGAGAUUAAAAAUGAGAGAUUCAGGGGUAAAGAAAGUCCCAGGUUAUAGUUGGCUUCAUGUUCAGAACAAAAUCCACACCUUCUCAGUUGGGGAUUCCACCCAUCCAGAGACGGCCAGGAUAUAUGCUUAUCUUGAAGAAAUGGAUUUUAGAUUGAAGAAAGAGGGUUACAUUUCUUCACCCAAAUUAGUAUUGCAUGAUGUGGAAGAGGAAGAAAAGGAGCAUAUGCUCAAGUAUCAUAGUGAAAAGUUGGCCGUGGCAUUUGGGAUCCUUAAUACACAAGCUGGUCGACCAAUUCGCGUAUUUAAGAACUUGAGGGUGUGUACCAACUGUCACAAUGUGAUCAAACACAUGUCGAAGAUUGUGGGUAGGUUGAUAAUUGUGAGAGACUCUCACCGUUUUCACCAUUUUAGGGACGGUGUCUGUUCUUGUGGGGAUUAUUGGUGAUGAGUAUUCAUCGAGAAGCGUGCUGCGUACUGACCUCAACUCAAGUGGAAUACUGUACAAAGUGUGCCGUGAAGCUUUACUCGAGAUUUAAUUUCAGUUGUUUUAUUUCGUUAGCGGAAUAUUGAACAGUAUACAUUCUCAGUGAAAUUAACAACUCUUGGAUGACGUCAUUUACAAUAGUAUCUUCAUAUAUUCUUUAUCUCAUUGUAUUUUAUCUAUAAAAAGUGGGAAGCUCUAAUCACCUCAUUAAGGGUGAUUGAC